Messenger RNA from Adineta steineri, 1500 nucleotides. NCBI's taxonomy places the organism in Eukaryota, Metazoa, Rotifera, Eurotatoria, Adinetida, Adinetidae. The record is from the annotation of a GenBank genome assembly.
AUGACUUAUUCAACUAAUUCUUCUUUCUAUGUUUUACUAAGUAUUUUUCUACUAAUCUCGUAUGUUAAUACAAAUGAAGUAAGACUUCGAAAAUCAUUAUUUAAUGAACGACCAUACGAUGCAAAAGUUUGUCCGGAAGAAGGUAUUACGAAAGUUCAUACAAAUUUAAUAUUUCUACAAAUUGAAAGUGUUGAUGAACGAGCACAGAUAGUAACAAGUAAUAUUCAAUUAACAUGUGCUUGGUGUGAUCCAUAUAUGACAUGGAAUGUUAGUCAUUUUAAUAUAUCAGAACUUUCGGUUGGUUCAGAUCAAUUAUGGACACCAGAUGUUGUUGUAGUCAAUUCAGCCGAUGGAAAAUAUUCACGAAAUCGUGAACAUUAUGCUUUACUUCUUCGACAUGAUGGUUAUGUUCGAUUUAUGUUCCAAGAUUUAUGGAAAACAAUAUGUAAAAUUCGUUCAACUUAUUUUCCAUUUGAUCUACAACAAUGUACAAUAAUAAUUCGUAGCGGUUCACAUGAUAGUCAAACAAUAAAAUUUAUUCAACGACGUCCUAUCGAAGGUCAUUCAUUUAUACGUGGUGAAUGGGAAUUAAUACACUCAUAUACAGAAAUAACGGAUGAACGUGUUUCGGAUUUCGGUCAAGUUGAUUAUAGUCUUGUACGAUUUACAUUAAUAUUAAAACGUAAUCAUUUAUAUUAUUUAAUAAAAAUAAUUUUACCAUUUACAUUAGUUUCAUUUGUAACAUUAUUUACAUUUUUAUUACCACCACAAACAGGUGAAAAAUUAACAUUAAAUGUAACUAUAUUAUUAUCAUUAGUUAUUUAUUUACAAUUAUUUACGGAAUAUAUACCUAAAUCUGAUGAUGAUACACCUAUAUUAACAUUAUUUUGUAAUGCAAAUUUUUUCUUAGUAUUUUUAUCAUGUGUCAUGACUGUAUAUGUUCUAUAUUUAUAUCAUCGACCAUCAACAUCAAAUAUUGCUUGUGUACCAGCACAUAUGAAAAUAAUUUUACUUGAUUAUUUAAGUCCAAUACUUUAUUGUAAUAGAAAUCAAGAAUCAAAACAACCAAAAUUAACAAAACAAGAAAUUGAAGAAAAACGACCACGACGUAUAAGUAGUAUAGAAAAACGUAUGUGUAAUUUAUUCACCCUAACAACACCAGUUCCAACAGUUAAUCAACAAGCUAUUGAAUUACUUAAAUUAUUACAUCAAAUAAAAUAUCAUAUACGUACACAAUGGUUGAUACCAUUAAAUAUCGUUAAUGAAUAUGAAACUGGUAAUGAUUUAUCAAAAUUUGAUAAUCAACAACGUUUAGAUGAAUGGCAACAUGUUGCAUUAGUACUUGAUCGUCUUUUUUUUAUAUUAUUUAUUAUAGCUAUGUCAUGUACUGCUUUAUUAUUUGUCUCAGCACAUUCACCAGUUGGAAAUAAUUAUCGUACAAAUUUUACAAUUAUUAAAACUGAUGCUAAAUGUGAUCAUUAUCAACCAAAAUUAAAUUAA